Molecule: messenger RNA, 913 nt
Organism: Ceratitis capitata (Mediterranean fruit fly)
Lineage: Eukaryota; Metazoa; Arthropoda; Insecta; Diptera; Tephritidae
Product: probable serine/threonine-protein kinase tsuA
Exons: 2
Source: RefSeq, a predicted model, not a curated record
AUAUAAACGUGAACUCUUCUGUGCAAUAUUUGUAAAAAUAUUAAAAAAAACGUACAUACUUAACUUGCAAAAAUGUCACGCGUUUCAGUUUUAUUCAUACUUAUGUCUAUGAUCAUCAUCAAUUCCGGCGACAGUAAUCACAACAUUAACAGCAGCAAUCACAAUCGCAAUCACAGUAGAAUAAAUACAUUCCAUCCGCCAUAUAGUAGCAAGAACACCACGAAAGUGGUUAAUCAUCCGAGUGCUAGCUUAAUUAAUGCCGUCGCUAAGCAUAGUGAAGAAUCACAAUCGUCAGCACAGCAGCAGCAGCAGCAGCCAAAAGAACAACAGCAAGCACAGCCAGCGACGCAGUCGCCACAAGCACAACAGCGCGACAAAAGAGCCACCGGCGAUUUCCAGCUCGACGAGGCGGAAAUUGCGCGGCAAAAUCAAAUUACACAACAAAUAUUCGCCAAAUAUUUAGAGCGAAGACUCUUUCCAAAUCGCAGCACCAACGAGCGGGUACCCACCAUUUCGGAAAUCCUGCCGAAACCUUCCUCUUCCACAACGCCACGACCGCGACCACGCGGCUUUUCCAACGCUGCAGAUUUCCAUAAUUUCCGCCGUGGCUCGCCAGCGCAAAAAACGAAUGUGCGCAAACGUUAUGGUGAUCCAAAACAAAGACAACGCCAACGUGUCGGCAGCAGUGGCGCUCAUCGUCAACAAUUAGUUGCUGAACCAGAAGAGGAAGAAGAACACGAGUCGGAAGCAACAAUACAGAAAAGUACUGAGUAUUAUACGGAUAAUAGUGCCGAAGCCGAUGAUGUGGCCGAUGAUGGCCAAGAGUCGCUGCAAAGUGUCGAAUCGGAACAACACGAUCAUUACUACAGCGAUGUGUUCAAUCGUGAUCCCAGCGAAAAUGAAAUUGACAGCG